GUUAAAAAAACAAAAGAAAGUGCCCUUCACAAGAGGGCUGUAUGGCAGACCCCAACCCCUCCAUGUUACAACUUCCCCCUCUAACUGUCCCUACCUUUUUUUCCCCCUUUUUAUAAACCCCCUUCCUAUUAAUCCACCUUUCCCAAACACUUACCAUCCAUCUCUCACUAGUCCUCUUUUUUCUCCAUUAUUCUAUACACUUCUCUUUGAUAUUCCUCCCUUUUUUCAUAGUUGUUUGAUUAAAUUAAUUUGGUCAUCCUCAAAUUGCAUCAUCAAAACCGCCUAAUUAAUAGUACCAUAAUUGUCUUUUGCAGUUGUGUAUAUAAACUACUCAACAUCCUACCUCAUUUCUUCCAUUCAUUGCUCUUCCUCCUCCUCAUCAUCAUAAGUUAGCAUUGAUCAAAACUGCACAUUGAAAAAUCUUUGCUAAAAGAAACAAAAACAUACAAAACACCAAAAUAUGUGUUCUUCCAAGUCUAAACCUCAAGGCAGCCCUACGGCUAGCUUAUCCCACAUCAAUGGACGCCCUGUUUUACAGCCAAAUUGCAGCAACAGAAACACCCCUCUUUUAGAAAGGCGCAAUUCCCUUAAGAAAUCCCUCACAAAGUCUCCUUCUCUGCCAUUGAUGCAGCAGCCACUGCCAUCAACGGUUACUACUACAACAAACAUUAGCCCUGAAACUCCGAAACAGAAAUCGCCAAGACAGGCAGCUGUUAAGAGAGGGAAUGAUCCAAACGGGCUGAAUUCCAGCGGUGAGAAAGUCCAAACUCCGAGAACCAUUACUGCAAAAUCACUGGUUUCUUCCCUCAAGAAAUCCAAAAAGACUAGCAUUAAUGGAUUAACUAGUAGUAGCAGUAGUGGUGGAAGUUCUUCAUCAUCAUCACCAUCAUCUUCUUCAUCAUCAUCUCCAACAUCAUCUUUGGACAAUGCUUCAACUUCAUUGAAAUACUCUUCCUCUGUUAUUGUUGAGGCUCCUGGAAGCAUAGCAGCAGCAAGGAGGGAACAAGUUGCAAUCAUGCAAGUGCAGAGGAAAAUGAGGAUUGCUCAUUAUGGUAGAACAAAAUCUGCCAAGUAUGAAGGAAAGGUUCUCCCUUUUGAUUCUUCAGCAAUUACUACUUCUACCACAGUAAAAGAAGAAAAGAAAUGCAGCUUUAUCACUUCCAAUUCAGACCCAAUCUAUAUUGCAUACCAUGAUGAAGAAUGGGGUGUACCUGUUCAUGAUGACCAGCUGUUAUUUGAACUGUUAGUAUUAACUGGUGCACAAGUUGGAUCAGAUUGGACAACAGUUUUGAAGAAAAGGCAAGAUUUCAGAGAUGCUUUUUCAGGGUUUGAUCCAGAAAUUGUUGCAAAGUUCAAUGAGAAAAAGAUGGUUUCAAUCUGUACUGAUUAUGGCAUAGACAUGAGCCAGGUCAGGGGAGCUGUGGACAAUGCCAACAGAAUUCUUGAGGUAAUUAAGAUAAACUUAACAUGUUAAUAAUUAGCUAAACUCAUAAAACAACUGUACAGUAAUAUACUUUCGAACUGUCUUUUCCAACAUGACUUUUAUUUUGCCAUAUAUGCUUUGCCUGGCAUCUCCACCAUUCCAUGAUUCAUUUUGGCAAAUUUUUCCAAUCUCUUGCAUGUGACACAGUCAAAUCAUAGCAUAAUAAAAGAGUUGGAAAUAGCCCCCAUGUGGAUCCACAUGCCCUUUUGACAGCACUGAAUUCCAUAUGAAACAUUUCAUCAUCUUGUUGACUUCAUGAUUAGCAUGCUGAUAUUUUAAUGACAAAAUUAGUACUGAUUACUGAUGAAAUGAAACGGUCAUUUGCAACAGAUCCAGAGGGAAUGUGGCUCAUUCCACAAGUACUUGUGGGCAUUUGUGAACAACAAACCAAUUGCCACACAGUACAAAUCAUGCCUGAAGAUCCCAGUGAAGACCUCAAAAUCAGAGUCCAUUAGCAAAGCAAUGGUGAGGAGAGGGUUCAGAUAUGUUGGUCCAACAGUUAUACACUCCUUCAUGCAGGCAGCUGGCCUUACAAAUGACCAUUUGAUCACCUGCCCAAGACACCUUCAAUGUGUAGCAUUGGCUUCCCAGCAGAAUUAGUCCCAAUUUAGUUAGCUAACACCUCAUAUACAAUAUAAUGAUUGAUGAUGACCCUUUUUUUUCCCUCUUUCUUUUUAAGCUAAUGUGUGAUCAAGUGUUGAUUUUGAUUUAAUUAAUGAUGAUUUGGGAUGAUGAUUGUGAUGGGAUAGUUCCUAUGGAGGGAUAGGAAUAAUUAAAGAUUGGUAUAGGGAGGGGACAGGAUGCAUGUGCAAGGUGGGCAGGCAAAUGGUUAAGGGCAUGUGUCUUUUGGUGACCACUUUUACCACUACCAAAUUAUGGCCUAUAUCUCUCUCAAUCUUCAAUUAUAUUGGAUGCUUUUCAAAACAGGCUGUGUUUAUAAGGGCAAAAGCUUUUUGGAAGAACAGGAAGAGCACUUUUAAGUUUGAGGGGGGCCAGCCCUUCAUCAUCUCCAUUAUCUGCUUAUCUGCCAUAUCCAAGAAGAAGGGGAAAGAAAAGAAAAAAAAAAUGGUAGCUGAUAUUUAAAUGCUAUCUAUAUAUGUAUUAAGUUUUUGUUUUUCUGACUUCUGUUUUAGGGGAAGGUUUUAGGUUUUGCUGUGUUGUGCAAUAGUGUAUGUAUCAUAAUGUAGUGUGAGGUUUUAUUGAGUGUGUUUGUAAUAUUGUUACUAAAAGCUUUCAAUAUUUUCUUGCUGCCUUUUUCAGGAUUUGAGAUUGCAGAUCAGUAUCUUUUUUUCUUUUUUUUAAAAAAAUUGCUUCGCUGGAUGUUUUGUUUGCUGCAUUUUCUCCAUUCUGAUGAUUUUUACUUAGAUGCCUUUCGAGAAAAGAAUAUUGCUUGCACAAGUUAAGCAUUUCCUCUCCACGUGCUAUCUAUCCUUGUUCCGAUUAAGUAUUACUCUCUUCGUUC
Molecule: messenger RNA, 2945 nt
Organism: Oldenlandia corymbosa var. corymbosa
Lineage: Eukaryota; Viridiplantae; Streptophyta; Magnoliopsida; Gentianales; Rubiaceae
Source: the annotation of a GenBank genome assembly